Neopelma chrysocephalum (saffron-crested tyrant-manakin) is the source of this 3329-nucleotide messenger RNA. It is a transcript of the gene CAT, whose product is annotated as catalase. Gene Ontology annotation, molecular function: heme binding; catalase activity. The transcript has 13 exons. The record is from RefSeq and is a predicted model, not a curated record. NCBI's taxonomy places the organism in Eukaryota, Metazoa, Chordata, Aves, Passeriformes, Pipridae. Gene Ontology annotation, cellular component: mitochondrion; peroxisome; cytoplasm. Gene Ontology annotation, biological process: hydrogen peroxide catabolic process; response to hydrogen peroxide.
UCCCGCUACCCGCUGGUGCUGCGGGUCCCCGUGGGGUGACAGUCUGACACGGCGACAGGGCGGUGACAGGGCGACAGAGCGACCUCUCCGGCGCUGCCUCCUCGCUGGGAGCGAGCGCAGCCCCUCCGCUCCUGCUUUCCCGCAGCUCCCGCUUCCCUCCUCGCUGCCCUUCCUGCCUCGGGGGUCGCCCGCGAUCGCAAAAUGGCCGACGGGCGGGACGACGCCGCGGACCAGCUGAAGCAGUGGAAGAGCCACCGGGGCUCGCAGAAACCAGAUGUCUUGACCACUGGUGCUGGGAACCCCAUAGCGGAUAAGCUGAAUAUUCUGACAGUGGGGCCACGCGGACCUCUUCUUGUCCAAGAUGUUGUUUUCACUGAUGAGAUGGCUCAUUUUGACAGAGAGAGGAUUCCUGAAAGAGUUGUGCAUGCAAAAGGGGCAGGAGCCUUUGGCUAUUUUGAAGUCACUCAUGAUAUCACCCAGUAUUGCAAGGCAAAAGUGUUUGAGCACAUUGGGAAAAGAACUCCCCUUGCUAUUCGAUUCUCCACUGUUGCUGGAGAAGCCGGGUCAGCUGAUACAGUUCGUGACCCUCGAGGCUUUGCAAUGAAAUUCUACACGGAAGAUGGGAAUUGGGAUCUUGUGGGAAAUAAUACUCCCAUCUUCUUUAUUCGGGAUGCAAUGCUGUUUCCAUCCUUUAUCCAUAGCCAAAAGAGGAACCCUCAGACUCAUUUGAAGGAUCCAGACAUGGUGUGGGACUUCUGGAGUCUUCGUCCUGAGUCUUUGCAUCAAGUGUCUUUCCUGUUCAGUGAUCGUGGAAUUCCCGAUGGUUAUCGCCACAUGAAUGGAUAUGGAUCACAUACUUUUAAACUGGUUAAUGCUGAGGGAAGAGCAGUUUAUUGCAAAUUCCAUGCCAAGACUGACCAGGGCAUCAAAAACCUCUCUGUAGAAGAAGCAGGAAGAUUGGCUUCUACUCCAGAUAAUACUAUGAUAAUGUUGGUUUUAAUGUAUGUGUGUUAUGUCUCAUAGGUUUGGCCACAUGGUGACUACCCUCUCCAACCUGUGGGGAAGCUGGUGUUGAACAGGAAUCCUGUCAACUACUUUGCAGAGGUGGAACAGAUGGCAUAUGAUCCAAGCAACAUGCCACCUGGGAUUGAACCUAGCCCUGAUAAAAUGCUGCAGGGACGUCUGUUUUCAUACCCUGACACUCACAGACACCGCCUGGGCCCAAAUUAUCUCCAAAUCCCUGUGAACUGCCCCUUCAGAGCCCGUGUGGCCAAUUACCAGAGGGAUGGACCAAUGACUGUUACUGACAACCAAGGUGGUGCCCCAAAUUAUUACCCCAAUAGCUUUACUGGUCCAGAAGAUCAGCCUCAGCUUAAGGAGAACCGAACGUUCGUUUCAGGGGACGUGCAGCGCUACAACAGUGCCAAUGAGGACAAUGUGACUCAGGUACGGGAAUUCUACCUCAAAGUACUGAAUGAGGCAGAACGCCAAAGGCUCUGUAAAAACAUUGCUGAGCACCUGAAGGAUGCACAACUCUUCAUCCAGAAACGAGCUGUGAAAAACUUCACUGAUGUUCAUCCUAACUAUGGUGCCUGUAUCCAGGCUUUGCUGGACAAGUACAAUGCUGAGAGUGGGAAAAAGGAUGUGAUUAGGACAUACAGACAGUCCACAUCUCCUAUGUCUGUCAAGGAAAGAUCCAACUUGUAAAACAUCCUGCAGAGAUUUGCUUUAUGAAUUUUGCAUCCCUACAACUGCACAAGAACCAGUUGAACACGUUCAUGAACGUAGCACAUCUUGGCCCAAACACGGGAGUGUUCUAAGGGGUGAUUUGUUGAGCUUCCAAGUGCUUUUAUCUGUAUUGGAAACCAGGUAACAGGAGCUAAUGAUCCCCUCAAUAGUGCCUUUCAACACGAGUGCUUUACUGCUUGAUAUGGUGUUUUUAAAGGCAAUUCAUGGUUAGAAAUUCUCUUUUAAUCAAAAUACUGUCUAAUUUUGUUGUGUCAAACUUUCCUGGCUAAAUCACACAGUAGGAUUUCUAUAACGACACUGUGAUUGUCCUCAUGGAUAAAUUUGUAAUGUUAAAAAAUUGAUGUUGCUCAGUUAUUUCUUAUGAAAUGGUUAUCUAUAUGUAUUUGUAAAUGCAUCCUUUAAAUUUCAGUUUUGGCCUUCCAGAAGUAAAAUGUGAUGCAGAAGUUUGAGUAAAAUGUUGGUAUGUCUCAUUCCUUAUGGUAGAAAUGAAGUUAACUACAAAAUUUAAUCUCAGUAUAAGUACAUUUUAUCCCAAUAUGUAUUUUAAGAUAAUCUUUGCUUGCUAAUGCUUGGUUGGGAUAUAACUGACAUAGCGGACAUAGGAAAGGAUAUUUUCUUAUUCCAUACACUGUCCAAGAAAUUUGAUUCCAUCUUAAAGUCCUUUCAGGCGUAGGGAGGUAAAUUGUUCUUUCUAAUCUGUAAGAAUUUAAAUAGAAAAAUAUAAAUAUGCCAACUAUUUGGCAGAUUAACCUCCAAAUGCACAAAUAUUUUUAACUUGGCCUAAUUCAAGCUCAGGGCCUUUCAAAAUUAUUCCAAAUGGUUCCUGAAAUUCUGUUGUUUUACUGCAAUAAUCUGAUAUUGCUAUUUCUGAAUCAAGCCAGAGCUAGUUUUCAGAAUAAGACUUUAAAGUGGAGUGUUCUAAUGAAUGUAGGUAUCUAGAAAAUAUGUAUAAAGCCUGAUUUUAGGCAUGUUUAAUGUUACCUAAUUUCAUCAGUGUCCAAGCUAAAUACAGAGCAUUUCAGAGCCGAGCUACUAACUCUUAACUCAGGCAAAUGUGAUAAAAACAUCAAAUCAUGGCAGUUUGGAGGUGAUUUUUCAAUAUUCAGCGCACUUUUGGGUCUGUCUUGAGUUGUAUUUUGAAUAGGAUUAUUUCCUGAUUUGACAUUUAAGUGGGAAUUCCCAGAAGUGAUGGCAGAUAAUAAAGAAAAGUACAUACUAAGUGCUGUCCCAUUAAAUUAGAAAGCUAUUUAUUAAAAUUAAGUAGAAAGCUACUAAUCACUGCAACUCAGUGAUCUACUAACAUAUAGUGUUAAAUUAUCUGGGAUAGAGGUGCAGUAAAAUAAUAUGAACUGAUAACCUAUUGUAUUCUGGAAUUCCAUUGGAUUUUUACCUGAUCAGGCAGGUGGGAGCUGUGAAAGAGCUACGUGAUUAGGUGGGAAUAUUUCUUGUUGGAACAUUGAAUCCUAAUGAGUUUUGGAAAAGAGUAAACAAGGCCUAAUCUUCUUAAUUUUGGUUGUGUCUGCUAAGUGAAUUAUAUUGUUGUCUUCUUUUGCUUCUGAAAUAAACUGAAUUUAAAAAUC